This is a messenger RNA of Mollisia scopiformis, 4726 nucleotides long. RefSeq lists its product as uncharacterized. The transcript is spliced from 3 exons. NCBI's taxonomy places the organism in Eukaryota, Fungi, Ascomycota, Leotiomycetes, Helotiales, Mollisiaceae. The coding region runs from base 250 to 4542 and encodes 1430 amino acids. The record is from RefSeq and is a predicted model, not a curated record.
UUAUACAGAGGGCCAGAUUACUCGACGGUAUGAGACUGAAUUACAUGCGCCGAUGAAUGGGUUUGAAUAUCAGCCAUUGGAUGAAGCCUACCAAGAACUUUAUCAACAGGAUUACAUCUACCAGGUAGCAGCCUCGGAAACAAUAAGGAGAAAGGAAAACAAACGUGGCAAUCCGAAGUUUCAUUUACGGGGAGCCACUCUCAAGAGCUGAAUCCUCCGCGCACACCGAGACGCCGUUCACGAGUUCCAAUGUCUAGCUCCAACGUCUCUAGUACGAGUUCACGAGUUUCAAUGUCUAGUUCCAGCAUCUCAAGCAUAAAUUCAAGAGGUCCAAUGUCUAGCUCAAGCAUCUCAAGUACCAGUUCACGAAUCCCAGUGCUUUGGUCAACCCAUCUUGGGCGUCUAGAACAAGACCGAGUGGCUAGCACACAACAGCCUAAAGCAAGAGAACCACAUGUUUCUUUGGAAGAUGCAGCACCGCAAAGCCAUGACCAGCAAUAUAAACCUUUGGAUACUCAAACCGAAGUACCAAAACGACCGCGAUUCAUCGCCUCAACUGAGGGUAAUAUUGAAGAGCUCGACCCUAGCUUUAGGAUGAGGAAUACCGAUUGGGAGACAUUUUUCACAUGCGGGCGAGUCUUCAAAACUUUAUGGACGGAUCCUGCAGGCCCGAGAAUUCAUGCAAACGACACCAACCAAUUUACAAGUCAGGGCAAGUUCAAAGUUGCCCAUGGCCAAUACGUCCUGUCAAAAAUUCGCAGGUUCAUUGUAGUCAGUAGCAACAGCAGCUCAAGUUCGUGUCAGUGCUUGCCAAUAACCAUAUAUGGUGGCAAAGGGUAUCAGAAGCGGGCCAUCGAUCUAGCCGAGCACGGUCAAAUAUAUUAUGUUGACGAGGUAGAUGGUACAGCUCCAGGAAUUUCCAAGUUAGCUCUACGAGUGAAGCCUUCUAGGAAUGGAGAAAAAUUGGGUCCUAACUCUCUUGUCAACUACGGGCGUGCUUAUUGUGUCUAUAAAAACGUCAAAGUUAGAGACCUGGGUCAGCUCGAUUCGACAUCCCAGAAAUUGCUGCGUCGGUACUACAAGGAGAUCCACUUUCCUGUGGAUGAUGACUCUGAUCCGGCUCCUCCACAGGGUUCGGAGCAGUAUCGGGGGAUGCAGGGCGUACGUUCAAGUUUGGACAGCAGUUAUGAAUCAGAACCAAGGCCUUCUUUCCAGUAUCAACCCUUUGAUUCGCACUACUCAGAUGAGAAUCCACUGCCACUUGGGUACAACGCUUCAGGUUACGAAAUUCCCGAACAAACUGAUAAACGCCCUGGUUCUCCUCCGGGAAAUAGGAAUCUCCCGCCUGGUUCCGACAUGGUCGAGGAGCAGAUAUACCAAGUCUCAGAAGACUGGAACUCCAGAGACAGUCACGAGGGUGGCAGUAAUUCUACCCAGUCUCGCCUGAGCGGCAAGAAAGAGAGGAGUGUCGAGGAGAGCGAUUUAGCCCCCGAAAUACAGGAAUUGAUGGCUAGAAUUGAGCGAUUGGAGCAAGGAAUUACCACGCAAAGACAUUCACUGUCUCGCACGUCUUCAGAGUCGAGUCUCAAUUCCAUCUCGAGCGGAGGGUUCUCCGUCGCCGAAAGUGCUCCAUCUUCCGCAUCUUCUUCGACCCCCAAUCCAUUACAUUUGCAAAGAUUUGUAGAUCUCUUGUUCAAUGAUUUCGAACUGAAUGAUUUACUCGAAACUGCAAAACACCGAAUAUCUUUUGACAAAUUCGAGAUCAAUUUUAAGCGAUGUUUACGAUUAUUCUCAGAACAUCUUCGGGCGGAGUCUGCUCCUUCUCUUCCCAGAUAUCUUCCUAAGUUGAUUCGCAGAUUAGUGACUAAUGCUGCGUACACCGUUCGUCGCUCCCUCGAGCUGUCACUCCAGACAGAAGUACAAACGAAGGAUGAGGCACAGCAACGAACAGUUCCUCUCGCAAAGCCACAUGUAGAGGACAUUAAUGAGGCUGAUGAGGAUGACAUAGGCGAUCUAGACAUUGAAUUCGAAGAACAAGAACAAGAACACGAGAAUGAGAAUGAGAAUGAGAAUGAGGGCGUCCAACCAAACCUCGAGGCCAUGAUAGUGACCACCUCAUCCUUCAUGAAGCUUCGUGAGAAUUUCAGGAUUUUUCUCUCAGCCGACCACAGUCGGAGAGCCAUUUUUGAUUGCUGGCCGGCUGCACUGCCCGAAUCAGAAACAACGGAACUUGUCUAUUUCGUCCUCCCCGGUCUUGAAGAUUACCUCAAAUAUCGUCUACCUGGAGAUUGUCAGCUGGGGAGUUUUCUGGUUUUCAUUGGGACUGACGAAGCCGCAGAGGCAAUAAGCUGUGAGGAAUACUUGUUGAGAGAAUGGCCUGAGGUUGGGCGAUGUGUCGUGGAUUUCAUCAAUGGGCUGCUUCUGAAUACUCAGCAAGAUGCCCAAGAAGAUACAGCUAAAAUUAGCAUGCGUCUAUGCGCUAUCGAAAAUGCUAGGAGCCAAGCAGGCAUUCUUAUGAUGGUUCAGACAUCUUAUUGCCGACAUGGUCAAGUAGCUGAUGCUUUGUCUUGGCUGAGUGCUGUUCUUCGAGUGUCCCCUCACCAGGAAGUCUGCACGUCGCGUGUUUCUGUACAAGCAAGGAACACAGAUGCGUACUUGAAACGAAAACUUCAGAAUUGUCCAAACAAAAUCAUUCAAGUCACUUUGAAUGGCCUUGAACGACUGAAGCAUCCGUCAACGUGUUGGCACUCAUUGUUCCCUCACAUCGUCAUGGCACAAGGCUUUCCCGUUCGACCAAGAAUGGAAGGUAUUGGGCUCGAAAUAUCUUUUGCUAACGCUCUACAUGCAAGCAAAUGUCUAAGCUUCGUGGAAUAUGAUAACGGAUUGAUUGCUCAUGGAUUGAAGUCUGUUUUGAUCCCGAUGGCUGAGUUGAACGAAGACGAUGCCAUUCAAUGGCACUUUGAAAAUAAGACUAAGGUGAGAAUGCGAAGAAUUUCCUCAAUAGGUCAAAUACUGCGCAUACUCGCGGUUGAGGAUUGGUACAAAGUUGCGGAUCCAGGUUUAUUAAUGAAAAGACGGUGCUUCCUGGGAUGGGUUGAGGAGGCAAAUGUUGUCUUGGGCACGUCGUUGUACACGCCACACUUUCGACCAUCUCGGGCUCCGUUGUGUCCGCGUCUUGCACAUAUCCAAAGAUUUGAAAUUACAGCUAGUGUGUCUGCAAUGUCUUGGGCUACAUUGCAAGGCACAUUUAUUCGAGAGCCUGUGGCAAUAUCGAGUUCUGUAUCGACGUCUCAGAUAGCCGAUCUCCUCGAUCUUCUCAAUAUGGCAGAAGAUGAGCAUGGCAUAGUCUUUGAGCAUGAUGCCAGAACGGGAUGGUGGGUCUCUCGUGCCAGCAUUGUACUGCAAAUGGCGCACUCGACUAUUCAGACUUGCCAUUAUGAUCUCUACAAUGGAGAUAAUCAAGUGUCGAAGGAUGAUCAGCAAUACUUUGCUCAAAAAUUUUCGGAUGGAGCUUCAAGCGCAGUUGCCGCUCUUAAGCAAUGUCUUCAUCUCAAGAUUCGGAAACCAACAGGAGGCUCUGAGUUAUUCGUAGUGGAAAACUUCUCCGAAACGAUUGCAAGAAUCUGGCACACGUUGAGUGACAUUGCAGAAAGUCUCGAAUCAACAUCAAAUGAGCUAUAUUUAGUCGGGCAAUCUGUCCCUAGAUGGCUUCUUGGUGUUGAUCUGAUAGAUGCGAUUAACAACAAACGACCGAUGGCCAUAAGACGUGUCGAGGUUAAUCAACCUUGGACACAUCUGACAACUGAGAGACCCUUGGUACUCUUUUGCAAGGAUAUCCCUCCACCGAUUGUGGCUGUCUCUAAUUCCUGCAAGUCUUGCUCUAACGUUCCUCCGCAGCAAAAUCUGCUAGUAGCUACAGCUUCCACGGUCCACUCUUUGCUUGACUACCAGGACUAUGGACUUGCUGAGGGCUUGAACUGGUGUGCAUCAAAGAAUCUUAUAGACCGACAUGAGAGUACCAGCAACGCGCCUGUUCAAUAUAUCCAGAAGCUCCAGUCGAAGAAGAAGCCUUCAUCUAAUACAAAGAUACGAGCUGCGGUUCAGUCAUGUCUCCGCGGAGCUUUUAUAUUUGGCAAUGGGACAGAGAAAAAGUGUAAUGUGCUUUCGACAGUUCACCCCAUCAGGACAACUCAGACAAGAGAUAGUGCUGGCUCGGAUAACUUUAGGAGGUCCGUAUCUCAAAUAUCUAGCACGGCCAGCGCUACCUCCUCCGAGUUAACAAACACCUCAAUUACAUCUACUCAAGAGAAUAGCGAUCCUUCAGACGAGUCCGAGGCCGACGUCUCCAGCCCUGGCCUUGAAAACCCUUCGGCUGUAGCUCAGGAUCUCGAAACACGAUCGGAAAGGAUCUCAAAUACAGAGGUGGAAGUAGAACCGAAAGUAGCGUCAAGUAAUAGUCCCUCGGAUAUGAGUGAGAAGGGCGGGGUUAUGAAGACGGCUAGGUUAUCCUCAAUGUUCGCAAAAAUUCGCAAAGAUCGGUAAGAAUGAAACCCACGACACAAUCUGUUAGGUAUACAUAUCGAAGGCAUAUCCGAAGAUGAAGUCAAGGCCAAAAUUUAACAACCUCAAGAUGAUUAUAUGUAUACCUUGGGGCAUAAAGAUACAUAGAUCCGUCACCGUUCUCUUUCGUAGCAUAAUCACAGCCCUCAAAUUGCCUUUUGUUGCA